AUGCCCUCGCAGCAUACAGCGUCAGUCUUGUCGGAUUCGUCGUAUGAGAGUUUUCAUAAGCUUUUCGCAUCAGUGGCAGAUCCGCAAACUAUGAGGAAUCAUCGGAGGCACUUGGCACUUGCGAAAUACAUUCUUUACGAGAAUGAGGCUGGAUGGAAAAUAGCACAGUUGCCACUUGUUGGUGAGCUUUUCCAAUUGUUGCAGAGCAAAAUCCUUAAUGGAGCUCCGCAAUUUGCUGACCAACUUGUGUGCGCCGUCACCAAUUGUUGCAAGCCACUUAUUCGUCAAAAGUCUAAUGAAGAAAUUAUAAACCCAAGUCUCUUCUACCGUUUUCUGCCUUCUCUUGGUGAGCUUUUGUCGUUCAAAAAUAUCGAAGUACAAGUUGCGGCAGCAGAAGCGCUUAAAUAUUUUGCUACAGGCGCAUGUUUGGUUCGCACUGUGCCAAAUGAUACUGAAUCGCAGUCAGACGACUCAAGGCUGACGCCUCGCACCAUCAGUCAAGAUUUGUUAUUUGAGACCGGAUCAGCUGAAUUGAUUGUUGCUGUGAUUCAUGAAUUGUUCCCUGACAGCAAAUUUGGCGAGAAAGAGCACGAGUCUGAAGUAACAACAGAAGAUUUGAAAUUGAAUGGAGAUCAGACGUGUGCGCACGCUCAGUGUCUAAGCGCUGAACAAGGCAAAUCGUUGGUGUGCAAUGCAAAAGUAGAUGCAGGCAGUAACAUGGACAUGGAAGGAAAUAAUAGUCAAGCGGUGAAGAAUAAUGUUGGCGAAACGGAUUUGGCUUUUGAAAACGAUCAUAUGGAUGCGGGAAUCAUACAGAAUCAAACGGCACAAGCGUAUGAUCACAAUUAUUUUUAUAAGUAUAAAAGAAAUAGACAUUGGAAGUCAGAGGGCAACAUUAUGAACGAAAGGUUACAAUGUCCACCUCAAGCGACGAGACCAACUUCAGCUCCCACAUACUUUAACGGCGAGAGGGGUAUACAGGCAGAAACUGGACAUGAAAGACGUACUUUAACGAACUUUUAUAUGACUACUGCAUCAACUCAAGAUGAGAUCAAGGAGAGACCACAAUCAGCUCAAGAAAAGCAGUGCGCUCAAGAUUUUUUGGAACAAAAGUUUGUGCUCGAGAUUAAGGACGGGCUGUCUCUCCAACUAAGGCUUUCCGAGCUGCUUUUCCCACUCAUUGAUUUGCUAAACGAGCUUUCAGCUCAUCAGCGCUGCGUAGAGGUCCUCGUUGUGAGAGGAGUACUCAGCUACAUCGUGCUUCUUCUUGAAAAUGUCAGAAGUUCCCAAGAUGAACUUUUACCCAUUUGUCUCGAAAUUUUGUGGAAUGUGCUGGAGCUAAGUCGAGAUUUACGACUGACAAUUACAACAGUUAACUCACGCAAAGAACUACUUGAAUUUUUCAGACUUAAAGACGCUUCCUUUUCAUUAGGUAACAUUAAAACAUUUCAAGCACUUCAUCAUGUGAUUGAAAUACUACUAGCUCGCGGAUAUCGCCAACAGGAUAAGGCAAUUCGUAACGAAUGUUUGAUGGUUCUUUUCUUACUUGCUAAACGACGGUAUAAUUUAGGUUAUUUCCACUCGACAGGAUUAACAGUGUGUCUAUUAUCCUACGCAUCAGCUGAAUUAUCACAGGCUAAUACACCAACUAAAUUAUCCUUUCUUCAUGGUCAUUCUUCUGCAACCAUAGUAGCCAGCAAGCAAAACUACACAACCGACAGUGACGAAGAUUUUGAAUUUAAGCAAAUGCUAUGGUUUUUACUUGCAGAAAUAUCUUUUGAUCACGAAGCGAAUUUAAAAGAACUUGUUACAUUUCGAUGUAUUGAUAUGUGGCUAUCGUAUGCAACUAUAACCUACCACAGAGAAACAGUCCAGGCUUCAUCUCCCGCUUCUUCAAUUUUCCAGCUUCAGAUUCUGCAAAGAUUGGCACAAAACCUGCUAAAUUUUGUAGUACCCUGUGUGGUUGAUCACUUUUAUCAAAUUGGUGGACAUAUCAGACUUCUCUCUUUUCUUCAACUCAACAUGGGGACAGCUGAAAUUUUGGCGUCUACCUGGCUUCUAUUGUUGCAGAUAUCACGACCCCUUCCAUACUUUCAGUCAGAGCUGGGACAACUUGGAGCGAUUGAAUGUGCUUUAGGGGUAUUCGAGGCACCCGCAUCUCACCAUACGUGCAAUAUUCGUCGAAAUGCAAUAUUAGCGUGUGCUUGCAUGUGUCGAAACGACGACGGUUCGAAUCGCGAGCGCUUUCGCCGAGCAAAUGGUAUUUACACUCUCGUGCAACAUCUCGAAGAUUACCCGUCAUACUCGGGUUUAGAGGAAAAUUUUCUCGUUGGAGUUUUGGACGCCGUGCGAUCGUGUGUGAUUGGGGAUAUUCAAAGUGAGACGGCAUUUAUAAAUUACGACGGUGUUUCAAAAUUGCUGUCAAUAGUUCAAAUAGCACCCAAAGCUCUCAAAAACCAGGCGUUGGCAGCUCUAGCAGAAAUUUGUGUGAAUCCAGCAGCGAUUCCGUCAUAUGAAAUAUGGCGUUGUGAUCAACCUGGGGAGAUGAAAAAUGCUAGUGCCAACGAGGUGCUACUUCGCCUUUAUGCAGAUGAAGAAGCAGCCGAAAUUAGCGCCAGUCAGAAACAGAACAUUGCCAUAGAUUGCGGUGUAGAUGCAGCUGCUUUAACGAAUGUUUAUCAUUAUGUUUCCCAAGUAGACACGUGCUGCAAACUCCCUGCAGUUACUGCGACAGAAGGCAAUAUUUUAAGUGAAUCUUUGCGAUUAUCACUUCAUCGGCCAGAAUCGCCAGCUUUUUCACGACUUAAAGAUGCGCUUACGGCAGCGCAAAGACUAACGCAAGAAAGACGAUUUGGUAAUGUAUAUGCGAGCUCGGAAAACAAUAAUUUUGACUUUGAGGUAAAUCUCAAGCCAAAAAUUUAUGCAGUUAUGGCGAACACUUCAUUUUCAUAUCACAGCAAAAAUUUAUCUCCAAACGAUCAAGUGAUUUUUGAAAGUGUGAAGGGGUAUCCAACUUCAAAAUUUGAAGAAUUGUGGCAAAACGUCGUGAGUGCGCUUCAUGCUGAAGGCGUGCGUCCAAUUUAUGCAGAUGCUUUAUAUAUACGCAAAAAGAUUAAGCAAGCGUACGACAUUUCGUUAUGCACCAAAUUGACUCAACACGAAAUCUCUCAGCAAUCGCAUUGUCGCAAAUUAAAUGAUGAACUCGCUUUUUAUGCAGAGUUUUUGCGUCAGAAGCACCAAGAAGCUGAAGCAGAAGAUUUUCAACGUGCCAAUCGCCUGCAAAGCUCAACAAUGAAGCGCCAUCUGGAUGCGAAAAAGACCCAGGUUGAGUGUAUGCUCCAACAAAAUUCAGCAGCGCUUGCCUUGCACGUUGACUGA
Molecule: messenger RNA, 3378 nt
Organism: Plasmopara halstedii
Lineage: Eukaryota; Oomycota; Peronosporomycetes; Peronosporales; Peronosporaceae
Product: Armadillo-type fold
Exons: 4
Coding region: 1-3378 (1125 amino acids)
Source: RefSeq, a predicted model, not a curated record